CGAGACCCAAAUACGGUCUGCGACGACAGGGUGCAAGUGGGAGUCCUCGGAGACAGGCCAUGUAAAUGCCAAUCCAGCACCCCUUCCGCACGUCCAGGACAGAUACCACUACGUGCACGUCCAGGUGUCAUUGACCAGGUCACAGCAAAGUGGGGAACCCGCAAUUCCGCAAUUCCGAGCUGAAAAUGUGGGCCCCCCAACUGGGUUGGUCUCCUUCCAAACCACCGCACCUUCGCUCGUGCAUCGCUCGUCGCUGCUCAACCCUUUCCAGCUGGCUCCGUCUCCCCCGUUGGAUGGGCAUCGCUGCUCGACGCUGGCGUCAUUGACCGUCAUCGCACGCUGGCGCUCGUCAUGGUUUGCCUGGGGCGCUUCAUGGGCGGCAAAAGCAAGGUCUUGCCAGAGACCACUUACAGGGUGAAGCUGCACUGUCCGGAGGGCCAGCCCAUUGGCAUCUUCAUGGCCGGACACCCCCAGGUCGAAGGACUGGUCGUGGUGAAGCUGCAGAAGUCGGAAGUGGUCGGGCGCUGGAACGCGCAGAAUCCGGAGGUUCCGCUGGAAGUGGGGCAUGUGAUUCUGGAGAUCAAUGGCCUCACCGACAGUGAGAAGAUGUUGGAGCAAUUUGCGCCCGGACGGACGGUGGACAUCCUGGUGAACGUCGUGAUGAAUGCGCAGCACAACCGGAUCCUGUCGCAUUGCUUGCGCAAGCAACGCCUCGCUGCCGCGGUCGAGACGCUCCUCCAUCCUGUGGACAACUCCUCCGAGAACGACGACGACGCGGUCGAGACCUCUGGGCCACCGGUGUGCGCCAUUUGUCAGGAAGACAUGAAGGUGAAGACAUGCUGCAAGAAAUCAGAAGUGGUCUCGCUUGAGUGCAAACAUCGAUUUCACUGCCAGUGUGUGAAGCAGUGGCUUGUGAACGGCCAGCUGCGCUGUCCUUUGUGCAACCAUCAGCUGCAGUUGCGAACGGACACCGACUAGCAGUGCCCCACCAGUGGGACGAGGCGACAUCUUGGUCUAUGGCCCCGCUCGGGGGUGCCACACGCGCCCGCGUGCGUGAAUCGUGGUUGUAUAGCCGAUGGACGGCUGGAACAUGGGUUCCUCCCUACCCAUCUUGCUUUGUUUGGUUGGAGGAUGUAUUUGUUGCAUUUUCCUAGUUGUUCCUUGCACCUAGGCGCAAGCCAAGACUCCACGUCAGCUUAACCAAGUCACUGGCCCAAGACUAAGCCGUGCUCAUAGGAGGAUGCACCAACCAUACUUGAUUGAGGGUGGCAGUCCAAAUCGGCAGCCUGGAACUGCUAGCAAAGAGUUGUUUGACAUGUUCAUCGAGCUUGCAGGGUGCUUGCGUUCAGAAAUUUGUAUAGAGAAGAGGUGCAGCCGUGAUUGGAGCACUUUCUCCACUCGAUAUUUGGCUUAGUGCCUAUAUCGAAAGUUUUCAGAAGCUCUGUAGUGGGUGGUGACAAGGGUCACACACCGGCCAUUGCUCUCAGAGAAGCAUAUUGCCAACGCCCAUGUCGAUGUUUCUGUCGAAGCGGCUCUAUCAGUUCGAGCUUGCAAAAAAGUGAGUCCAAAAA
Molecule: messenger RNA, 1571 nt
Organism: Durusdinium trenchii
Lineage: Eukaryota; Dinophyceae; Suessiales; Symbiodiniaceae
Source: the annotation of a GenBank genome assembly